AUGGCUCCUCAGCUCUAUACACGUGCUUUCAAUAUCUCCCCAGUAGAGAAUGGGAGGUUGUGCAUCAAUGGAACACCGUGGAUUUGGCAGCUCCUGGAAGAAUGUGUGGAGAAUGUGGGGGAGUAUUGGAGCCUUGUCACAGGCCUGGUGUCCAUUGUCUGCUUUCUGUUUGCUGCACUCCCUCAAAUUUACCUUGCCUGUCAGAAUGGAAGAGUGGACCAAGCUGUGUCUCUGGGCUUCCUGCUGUGCUGGAUAGCUGGGGAUCUUACCAAUUUCAUAGGCUGCUAUUUAACACAUCAACUGCCCAUCCAGAUUGCCACUGCCAUUUUUUAUGUUAACAUGGAUAUAAUUAUGAUUUCCCAAUUUGUCUACUACAAGCUCAAGAAUCAGAAGAUGACAAAAUGCAGCAAAAGCCUGAGGAGUUUCUGUGUCACCUGGAUCACGGUGUGCACAGCACUGUGUGUCAUUUUACUCUGUCAGCUGGUCCCAAGGAACCAGGCCCAGAGCACGGGCAUCAGGAGGAGUAAUAGCUCUCUGGAUAUGAUUGAAAUGUCAGGCUUCAUUUGUGGCUAUAUAUCCUGUGUCUUCUACUUGGGAAGUAGAUUUCCUCAGCUGUAUAAAAAUUUCCAAAGAAGAUCAACUGAAGGCACCUCCUACCUGCUCUUUGCCUUGGUCAUGAUGGGGAACUGCACCUAUGGGCUGAGCCUGGUCUUCAAGAUGCCAGAUGCCAAACCCCUCCGAGCCCUCUACUUGUUACACCACCUUCCAUGGCUCAUUGGGAGCUUUGGAGUUUUGUUCUUAGACAUUUUUGUGACUGUGCAGUUCCUGCUGUACCAGCAGCAGAAGGAGAGAGAAGCCGGGUUGGUGGCCCUGGAAGUGGAACCACUGCUGGUGAGCGAGGAGGAGCCUGGCUAG
Messenger RNA from Chaetura pelagica (chimney swift), 915 nucleotides. RefSeq names its product PQ loop repeat containing 2-like (gene SLC66A1L). The record is from RefSeq and is a predicted model, not a curated record. The transcript is spliced from 7 exons. Lineage: Eukaryota; Metazoa; Chordata; Aves; Apodiformes; Apodidae. The coding region runs from base 1 to 915 and encodes 304 amino acids.